This is a messenger RNA of Myxocyprinus asiaticus (Chinese sucker), 2106 nucleotides long. RefSeq names its product E3 ubiquitin/ISG15 ligase TRIM25-like. The record is from RefSeq and is a predicted model, not a curated record. The coding region runs from base 76 to 1614 and encodes 512 amino acids. The transcript is spliced from 8 exons. Lineage: Eukaryota; Metazoa; Chordata; Actinopteri; Cypriniformes; Catostomidae. Gene Ontology annotation, molecular function: zinc ion binding; protein binding.
CAUGCACGCACAUACUCUGGAUUCUGUUACAGUAUACUGAGUCACUCACACGUUGCAGCAAACAUAAAAGUUGCCAUGGGGUCCAUGGAGGAAGAGCACACCUGUCCCUUGUGUCGUGACCUAUUCAGCCGAGCUCAACCCUUUCACUGCGGCCACAGCUUCUGUCCGACCUGUGUGCGAGAGGCCUGGGCCCAGAGUGCUGGUUCUGGCAGUGGAAGAUUUUUAUGCCCACAGUGUCUGGAGGAGCAGGGAGUGGUGGUUUGUGACUGCUGCCCAGAGGAGGGUGAUAAGGCUCAGGUGUAUCCCGCAGUGAAGACCUGCCUGCGCUGCGAGAUCUCUCUGUGUGAGCAGCAUCUGCGGCCACAUCUGCAGCGUCCCGCUUACAACAAUCACCUCCUAGUAGCGCCGCUUAGUGACAUAUCACGCCGCAGGUGCCCCGCCCAUCAGGAGGUGUUCUGGUAUUACUGCAAGGAUGACAGGGAGUAUGUCUGCACAGACUGCAUUCUGGAAGGGCAGCAUACUCAACACCAGGUCAAAGGGGUGAAAAAAGUGGAGGAGGAAUACAAAGUCAAAUUAAAAAGCCUUUUCCAGAAAGCAGAGGAGAAAGUAAAGCAAGGAGAAAGGAUGCUUCAAGAACAUCAGAACUCUAGUCGCACCAUUAUACAGGACUCCUCUAUAAGUGAUGUCUCCCAGGUGUUACAGAUGGGUUCAGCCCUGCAGGCUCAGGUGAGCAGACUGGUGUCAGCUGUAACGAACAUCACUGAGCAGGAGAGACAGCAGGCCAUACAGAGGGUGCAGAAGGACUGUAGCAGGGUGAGAGAGGAUGUAAAGCAGACUGAAAGCAUCCAUCGUUUACUAGGCUCCCUGCUUGAAGAGAGCGACCCCUUCCUGUUAAUCUGGGCUUUUCAGUCAAAGGAUUCACAGAUGGAGGCAGAUCUCAACGCACCAUUGUUCACGCCAGCUCAGCCAAGCAUGGAUAAGAAACGCGUCCUUGAGAAUGUGGAAAAUAAAUACAGAGAGUUCAUAGCUGAGACCCUGCGCUGCCUAAUUGAACUCAAGAGAGAUCUUUUAAGUAGCCCAUUAACAAUGGACAAAAACUCAGCUCAUCCUCUCCUAAAUAUCUCUGAUGAUCUACGGUCAGUGAUGAGGGUCAAAACCCGUUUAUCUGUCCCUGAUCAUCCUGAUCGCUUUGACCACUGGUCUCAGGUGGUCUCCUGUCAGAUAAUUUCUUCAGGAACACACUACUGGGAGCUGGAAGUAGAGGGUUUCUGGGAUAUAGCAGUGACCUACCACAGCAUUGGGAGAAAAUCUAAAGAGGGCACAGCCUUUGGCUGCAACAUGAUAUCCUGGAGUCUGACACAGCAGCAUGACAGGAAACUUGCUGCCUGGCAUAACCGAAGGAAAACACACCUCUCCACAAAAAUGAUUGGCAACCAUUUAGCAGUUGCCCUGGACUAUGACUCUGGCUCAAUUACCUUUUCAGAGGUGGGACCAUCUUCCACCCUGCUCCCCCUGCACAAGUUCAACACCAUCUUCACCCAGCCCGUGUGCCUGGGCUUUGGCCUCUACAAACCAGAGCUGAACAGCAAGGUCACCAUCCUCAAGAAAAUAUGACUGAACUCAUAUUUGUGUCGAGACAGGAAUAGACUUGUGAAACAUUAAUUUUAUGAAGACCUUUAUGUCUCUAAAUGGUACAGUAAUGAUAGAUGACACACUGACCUGCAAAAAGUAGACCUUGGUGUUAAUUUCAAGCAUGACCAACAUUUUUAUGUAUAAUUAGCCACAAACAAAAUGUUGCCCUCCACCAUAGUUCUCGUAUUUCAUUUCACUUGUGCAUAUUAAAACUUAGCGCACCGUGAUGGGUUACAAGACACAUGAAACCAAUGGUGUAAGGCAUCAUUGUUGUCAAAUAUGACACGCAUUUUCAUGUGCCAAAUAUGAAUAUGUUCAAGCACGAUUUGAGAGCUACUACAAAGGUAUUCAUUUUUGAGCAUGCUAUACAUUUAAGAAGCACUGAGAUCCAACAUAUAUGCUAUUUUCAUGUUUUCAGACUUAGCAGCCAUUCCUUAUAAUCUAGAACCAGCAUCUAGCAUCACUGUCAGCACU